Molecule: messenger RNA, 3630 nt
Organism: Amyelois transitella
Lineage: Eukaryota; Metazoa; Arthropoda; Insecta; Lepidoptera; Pyralidae
Exons: 9
Coding region: 263-1549 (428 amino acids)
Source: RefSeq, a predicted model, not a curated record
UUCAUUUUGUAAUGGUGGUGGAAAGAAAAGCUUUUCCCUUUUAGUACUGUAAAUAAAUAGGUAAUGCUGGGAUAAAUAUGUGCGAAUUUUUAAAUUAAACCAAUGUUCAGUUGUAAUUGAAGGUGUUCCAAGGAGUAUAGUAUGUGCUUUGGUUAUAACAGGAGUGAAUUAUUUAUCUUCAAUAGUUGGACAGUGCUGUUAUCAGAACUUGGAAGGUGAUUACUUGGGUAGAGUUGUGGGGAUUUGGACUUUUACCAGCAAAAUGUCGUUAGGAGGCUCCUCAUUUAUGAAAAGCGCUACCAUGCUGGAGCAGCUACUCGAGGAAAUAAAUUUCCAGAGAACGAAGGAGAUGCGGCAGCUAAUGAAAGAUGAUUGUGGAUUCGUGGUGCUGCAAGGAACGACCUACUGGACAGAUCUGUUCGUGAGGCACUUUCUGUUCCAAGAAGAGAGGGCGAUAGACUGCGACGACCUGCUCUUCUUCGUGAGGAAGCGCCAUGUCAAGGGCUCCUCCAGAUACCUGCCUAAGUAUGAGACGGACGUGGAGGUCUUCCGCAAGGAUUCCAAGAAGUUACCCAUCGGAGAUCCGGAGAUUGACUGGGAGGAGACCGUGUACUUGAACCUGAUCGUCCACCAGUUUGACUACACGCUCACGCUGGCCAUCUGCACGAGAACCAGUCCCAAAGAGCUGCAGGUCCUGAAGCGGCACUCGCAGAAGGUGUACGCGUCCCCGUCGCGCCGCAAGAUGGACUCGAAGGGCGAGGGCGAGGAGAUGACGUACCCGCACAUUUGUUUCAUGGUCGACAACUUUGACGAGGUGUUCUGCGACAUCGUAGUCCGAGAUGGAGAGAUGGUGUGCGUGGAGCUGGUGGCCCGCGGCAGAGGCUGCUCUGCGCAAGCUGUCAUCUUUCUUGGCUCCAUCCGUUACGACGCCCUUGCCGCCGUCUAUGAUUCCAGACAAACGUCUCUGUCAACGAAAGUAGCCCAGCGCAUGUCGUUCGGCCUGCUCGGCGGUAAGAGCGCGGCGCGGUGCGAGUUCGUGCGCAUGAAGGGCCCCGCCGGCAAGGGGCACGCCGAGAUGGCGGUGUCGCGGCCGCACGCCGCCGGCGCCGACACGCCCAGCUCGGAGCCCGGCGCGUGCGCCACCGACAUGUGGGACGACGACUGGGACGACGACCCGGAGGACAUGUUCAUAUAUCGUCACCAGCGUCGACUGAGCGACCCGAGCGCGAACCUGAACAACUUUGUGCGCGGCGCGUGGCGCACCAGGGACUACAAGGACAAGAGCCGCUCCGAGAACGAGGGCCUGGACUGCCUGGGGGGCGCCCUCGCCGAAGUGGAGGCCGGGGACGUGAGAGACGAGUUAGACGACGGCGCCUACAACCCGCUGUGGGCGAUGCGCGGGUUCUCGCAAACCUUCCACUUGUGGAAGGAGGGCAAGCGGCAGCAGUCGGCGCCGCUCAACGCCUACCUCACUUACGUCACCUUACCCUGGUGGAGCAUCACCAAAGAUAUUUUAGACCACCGCGAGGAACCGAUCUUGACGUUCUGAGUUCACAUUCCACGUUUGCACCCCGUCUCACAUUCUAUUGUGACUUCUUAUCAAUGCUACUCGGUUACAAGUGCGUAUAGAUAGAAUUUUAUGUAUUUAUGGUAUGGUAAAACAAAGUGUCUCUUUUCUAUAGCCUUCGAAUAAAUUCAUGAUAUAUUGGAGUGAUGACAUAAUUGUUAGUUUAAUUGCCGAUGGAAGUGAAAUGAAAAUUAAAAGCAAGCACAAAAUUAAUGUUUACUGAUAUAAACAAGUAAGAUUACGGCCCAAGGUUUUGUUACAUAGACAUGAUUAUGUCUUUAGUCUUUAUUUGUGUUUCCACGGUACCAUGUUGUCCUUAUUCUUUUUAUAUCUUGUGACAUAUGUGUGUAUGAGUCAUUAUAACCUUACUAAAAUUAUGCAUUCUCUCAUGUGGUAAGGUAUAUUUUUGUGGUUAAUCAUUGACAAUGCCCACAAAUAUUUGUAAAUCGACUAUUCCACUAUCGAUAUUCCGCUAGUUAGGCUAACAAAUUGUCGUGUGAUAUCGUAUCGUGUGUACGUCAUUCAAGAUGAUAUUAUAAUGAUGCUAGUCAGUUAUGUUCAAAUAGUGUAAGUUAAUUAUUUUUAUAUUGUGUGCGCUUUGUGGCUACUAAUGCCAUCUAUGAUUGACUUGAUGUAUUUGUUCCAAUGUUAAUUUUUAAGAUCUAUUCCUGCAUUUAGGCCUAAAUCUAAUUUGGCUUAGAUAUUAUUAAAGUAAGUUGGCACUAUUUAUAACCUAUACCUUAACUUUAUAAUUAAAUAAAUUUUUCAAUAUUAAACCAAACUUAGUAUUGUAAUUUAACUGUUAUAUUUAUUCUGAUUCGGAAACCGAUUAUAAUUUCUUAUUCCUAGUUUAAACUUAAAAAUACGAAUCAAUAUCAACCUAAUAUAUAAGAUACAUGAAGUUUUAACUGACACAGAUGACAGUUUAGAUAUUUUCUUACAAAAUGUAAAAAAGGAAACUAAUUAAGCUGCUUAUAACUGAUAGACCAUAGUUAUUAGAGAUCGGAAUAGAAAAUGUCACUGUGCCUGAUUUAUCUACUAUAAAAAAAGAAAUUUUGUUACAUGCACGAGUAAGCCUUGUAUCCAAUACGCAGUAUGUAUGCUGUGUCAAUAGAAUUAAUAUUUGUUUAUUAGGGCCUUGUUAGGGCUAAUCUUCGAAACCACUGAACCCCAUGAAAAUUGUUUCAUCGUUAAAAAAGAACAUUGCCGUGGCGGGCAGCUAGUACGUACAUAUACCUAUAUGAAUGGCGAAUCAUAACUUUUCAAAGUAAGUUUAUAUGUAAUGUUAGUACUGUUAAAGUACAAUACAUAUAGACACACAUAUAUAUAUGUAGAUUUAUCCGGUAAUUACUUAAUUUCUCCGCUUAACCCAAAGGUUGACUGUUAGAAUUAAGUCCGCCCAUUGUAUGAACGUUGUUUGUACAAUAAAGUUAAAAUGAAUAAACACCUCACUAUUUUGAUGAUUAGCCUUUCCUGCAUUUUGAAAUAUUCGCGUCUCAAUUAUUGUGUAGUGGAUACAGGACCAUGGUUGCUAUGCCUUGUGCACGUAAUAUUGAAUAAAUAACCAAAACGAAAACGAAAAUAUUUAAUAAAUAUUACCAAAACUAACUAGUCAACAUUUUUAAGUUAAUAUAAAAUAUUUAAUUUAAUUACUUUGAUCUCUUCGCUCUUUGUUUAUAAUUUCUUGAAUUAUACCUUUAUUUCACUGGCUUUUGUAGAAUAUUUGCGUAUAAAACCUCAUAUUGAAAUCAGUUUUAAGCAAUGAGCGAGCGCGGUUGCGUAUGUUGACAUACUCGUUUUAUAUUUCAACCACCUCGCUUUUUUAUGUUUGAUUAUCAUUUAUUUUAGAUAAAAUGCAUAUUUUUUAAUAGUUAUCUAAAAUUUACAUCAUGGUCUUAAAUUAGGCACAAUAAGUGGUUUUUAAAGAGAGACGAUUUUUCAUAUAACAUGUAUUUUGACUAAUGUGUACGGAGUGAAGGAUGAAGGAAUUGUAUUCUAUUCUAGUCCGACUGCGCAAGUGAUUGCGUACUUUGUUAUGUAUCAUUUGACUGAAUAAAAUAUAU